This is a messenger RNA of Hypomesus transpacificus, 2737 nucleotides long. It is a transcript of the gene dclre1c, whose product is annotated as DNA cross-link repair 1C, PSO2 homolog (S. cerevisiae). The record is from RefSeq and is a predicted model, not a curated record. NCBI's taxonomy places the organism in Eukaryota, Metazoa, Chordata, Actinopteri, Osmeriformes, Osmeridae. Gene Ontology annotation, molecular function: 5'-3' DNA exonuclease activity; damaged DNA binding. The transcript has 14 exons. Gene Ontology annotation, biological process: interstrand cross-link repair; protection from non-homologous end joining at telomere; double-strand break repair via nonhomologous end joining. Bases 145 to 2211 code for a protein of 688 amino acids.
UAAGGAAGAAGAAAGAGCGGCUGGUCGUGUUGAAUUUCAGUGUACGAUGCCAAACCAUCCAGCUGUGUCCUGGAUGGAGAACCUAUCCAAAGACUAAGUACUUACUCCUUAUUUAGUAGUAUUAAACCAUAAAGUUGGUUCAAAAUGAGUUCUUUCCCGGGUCGCAUGAAGGAAUAUCCCACCAUAUCGCUGGAUCGUUUUGAUAAGGAGAAUUUACAUGCCCGGGCUUAUUUUCUAUCUCACUGCCAUAAAGAUCACAUGAAGGGGCUGAAGGGGCCCCUAUUGAAAAGAAAGUUGAAAUUUAGUCGGACGGCCAAACUGUACUGUUCCUUUGUGACCAGGGAGCUUUUGUUGAACAAUCCCAAGUAUGACUUUUGGGAUGAUCGCAUUAUUGCAUUAGAACUGGAUAGUCCAACUCAAGUGGCCCUAAUGGAUGAAGCUUCUGGAGAGAGAGAAGACAUUGUGGUGACUCUCCUCCCUGCUGGUCACUGUCCAGGUUCGGUCAUGUUUCUUAUCGAGGGCGCUCAAGGCACUGUGCUGUAUACGGGAGACUUCAGACUGGCGGAGGGAGAUGUCUCUCGCAUAGAACUCCUCCACUCAGGAAACAGAGUCAAAGACAUUCAAAGUGUCUAUCUAGAUUCCACAUUCUAUGAUCCACGCUUCUACAAGAUCCCCAGCAGGGAGGCUUGUCUGAACGGUAUCCGGGAGCUGGUGAGCGACUGGAUUGGCCGGAGUGCCUACCACAGGGUGUGGCUGAACUGUAAAGCGGCGUACGGAUACGAGUAUCUGUUCACCAACCUGGGAGAAGAGUUCAACACUCAGAUUCAUGUGAAGAGUCUUGCUAUGUUCAAGAAGAUGCCUGAGAUCCUUAGCUAUGUAACGACCGAGCGAGCCACACAGAUACAUGCCUGCAGACAUCCGACGGAUGAGGAUUUCAUACGUGGUAAUCGACUGCCAUGCGGCUCUGUUGCCCCUGACGGCACCCCGCUGCGUAUCAUCAGCAUCAAACCUUCAACCAUGUGGUUUGGGGAACGGAGCCGGAAAACCAACGUCAUAGUCAGGACAGGGGACAGAUCUUACAGGGCGUGCUUUUCUUUCCAUUCAUCCUACUCUGAGAUCAAUGACUUCCUGGCGUAUCUGAACCCGGUCAACAUAUACCCCAGCGUCGUCCCCAUUGGUCGAACCCAUGCUGAGGUCACGGAGAUGUUGAAGCCCAUGUGCAGAGACCAAACCAUCGUUGCGGAGCUCACCUACAGACCUCUGGGGACCCUGAAACGCACCAGGGCUGUCCAACCGUCCCAAGAUGUGGACGAUAACGAUUGGCUGUUUGAUGGGACCGACCUCGUGCCAGUCAGGAAGAAAAGCGUGGCAACAACGCGGGCAGACAAACCCCAGAGCCCCCCCAGCACAGCGCCCCCUGGUGUCGUGGAGGAACACCUGCCCCUCCCCAUCACAGUGCCUCACGCCACAACCAGAAACUACAUAGACUGUACCGAGUCCAACGAUGAAGACGAGGAUGAGGAGGAUGACAAGGAGACUCAGAAGGAGGAAGACAAAGAAGGAACGCAGAUUAAGGAAGAGGAGGAGAACGACGAGACCAAGAAGGAGGCUGACAAAGAAGGAACACAGAUUAAGGAAGAGAAGGAGGAGACCAAGGAGGAAAGAGAAACAAUAUUGGAGGAGGCUGGAGAAGAAAACAUAAAGGAGCGGGGAUAUGAUUCUAGCCCCUCCCUCCCACGCUGGGAUGAGUUCUUCACUGCAGAGCCACUGACUGACAGUCAGAACAGCCUUACCAGCCAAUCCCAUUCCUGCUGCCCUGUAAGCCCCUCCCACUCAGGCCUCACAGGCUCACAGACCCCAGAGUUGUUUAAUGAAGACGAUGACGGCGAUGAAUCUUCCCAGUCUACAAACCCAUUCAGUCAGACCUCAAUAGGUGAACAUCAAAGCCAAGCUGACACCAUACUCCUUGAAAACAGGAGGUGUAGGGGAGACACACACACAGAUAGUGUGUCGAGAAGACAGGAGAGUGACAGCGAUAACCUCCAAUCAGAGCCCGGAGAUCUGACAGAGUCUCAGGCGUCGUCAGACUUUGACAUUCCCUGCACGCCCGAGUCACAGACGCCAUGCCCUGAACAACUAAAGGACCUGUACAAAAAAUUGGCUGCGGGGGAGGAAGUGGUCAUCAGAAAAGGAAGUCAGGGCUUUCUAUGACCCUUGGUUAACUCACAAAAUGAAAGGGCAUAAGCACUGCUGCCUACACAUGUGGGAAUAAGACAAACCAGGGCACAGUUAACAAGCGUGCCCUAUCAGAUAUAGUGGAUUUGGGUUUUCUGUUGAACCUAAAUGAAACGGCAAACAUCUGUACUUUCAGUUGACCUUGGUAACAUGUGACACAGGUGUAUGUAUACCAUGAUGUUGUGGACCUAUUCUUAUGGAAUGAGUUGUCUGGCACUGUCUAAACUAGAUUACCAGAUGCAGGUGUAUCCUCACCUUCUAACCACACAAGUCCCAAUCUUUCCAGUUCCUCUGCACUAUUUUACCCUGCGCACAGCACCACCAGUCAGGCAUAGCACUUCACAGCACCUGCACUCGAAUAAGCUGUAGAUUUCCUUUAACCUCAGUACCUCUUUACUACACCCGUAACCUCAGCCUCCUUAUGAAACGUUAAGUCAGUCCUGUUAUAAACAGCAACUUUGUAAAAAUCUAUUCCAAGAAAUAAAGCUUUAUUUUUCCUGUA